AUGGACGACGAACUACUAUUUGGAGAAUUGAACAAAUUAGAAAAUUACGGAACGCACAAAACUACUGCUUUCUAUUAUGAAAUGACUUGUUUAGAUGAAAGAUUGAGCGAUUCUGAAAUAAAUAAAAGAUUAGAAGAAAUGGAAGAAGAACCUCAUAAAUCGGAAUUACUGCCUUUAUACUGGCAAGCGUACAGAAAUGAAGAACAAAAAUAUCUGCUCCACAAACUCGUAAACCCAAGAACCAGCCAACCCAUUAAAACUGUCCAAAAAUAUAGCACGACCUGGAAGAAGUGUGCAAAGGUAGUUCGCAAUAAUUUUACAAAACAACAUGAACAUGUUAAUGAUGUAUUUUAUACAAUGGUUUCAAAGGAAAAAUUGAGCAGAGAUGAAUUCCAAGAAAUUCUAAAUGACUUUAGAGCUUCAUGGAAAGAUGUCACCCUUAAGACAAAGAACGAAUGUAUGGCCAUUCUUGAAGCGCGACCUAUCUCAGAGUUCAAGUUCUCGAAGUACGCGAGUUCAGGAUUCAUUGCUGAGGGUGAACAUUAUAAUAUUAUAGGGUUCUUUGCGUAG
Molecule: messenger RNA, 570 nt
Organism: Plasmodium fragile
Lineage: Eukaryota; Apicomplexa; Aconoidasida; Haemosporida; Plasmodiidae
Exons: 1
Coding region: 1-570 (189 amino acids)
Source: RefSeq, a predicted model, not a curated record